AUGUAUAAAUGCAGGUAUCAGACAAAGGUCUCGAGAUGUGAGUGGCUGGGAGAAUCAGCCGAGGGUCUAGGGAUCCCAGUAGAUGGGGGUCGGAGAGAAUCAGCCGAGGGUCUAGGGAUCCCAGUAGAUGGGGGUCGGGGAGAAUCAGCCGAGGGUCAAGGGAUCCCAGUAGAUGGGGGUCGGAGAGAAUCAGCCGAGGGUCGAGGGAUCCCAGUAGAUGGGGGUCGGAGAGAAUCAGCCGGUGGUCAAGGGAUCCCAGUAGAUGGGGGUCGGGGAGAAUCAGCCGGUGGUCAAGGGAUCCCAGUAGAUGGGGGUCGGAGAGAAUCAGCCGAGGGUCAAGGGAUCCCAGUAGAUGGGGGUCGGAGAGAAUCAGCCGAGGGUCAAGGGAUCCCAGUAGAUGGGGGUCGGGGAGAAUCAGCCGGUGGUCAAGGGGUCCCAGUAGAUGGGGGUCGGGGAGAAUCAGCCGGUGGUCAAGGGAUCCCAGUAGAUGGGGGUCGGGGAGAAUCAGCCGGUGGUCAAGGGAUCCCAGUAGAUGGGGGUCGGGGAGAAUCAGCCGAGGGUCAAGGGAUCCCAGUAGAUGGGGGUCGGGGAGAAUCAGCCGGUGGUCUAGGGAUCCCAGUAGAUGGGGGUCGGAGAGAAUCAGCCGGUGGUCAAGGGAUCCCAGUAGAUGGGGGUCGGGGAGAAUCAGCCGAGGGUCAAGGGAUCCCAGUAGAUGGGGGUCGGAGAGAAUCAGCCGGUGGUCAAGGGAUCCCAGUAGAUAGGGGUCGGAGAGAAUCAGCCGGUGGUCAAGGGAUCCCAGUAGAUGGGGGUCGGGGAGAAUCAGCCGGUGGUCUAGGGAUCCCAGUAGAUGGGGGUCGGGGAGAAUCAGCCGGUGGUCAAGGGAUCCCAGUAGAUGGGGGUCGGAGAGAAUCAGCCGGUGGUCAAGGGAUCCCAGUAGAUGGGGGUCGGGGAGAAUCAGCCGGUGGUCAAGGGAUCCGAGUAGAUGGGGGUCGGGGAGAAUCAGCCGAGGGUCAAGGGAUCCCAGUAGAUGGGGGUCGGAGAGAAUCAGCCGAGGGUCAAGGGAUCCCAGGAGAUGGGGAUCGGAGAGAAUCAGCCGGUGGUCAAGGGAUUCCAGUAGAUGGGGAUCGGAGAGAAUCAGCCGGUGGUCAAGGGAUCCCAGUAGAUGGGGGUCGGGGAGAAUCAGCCGGUGGUCUAGGGAUCCCAGUAGAUGGGAAUCGGAGAGAAUCAGCCGGUGGUCAAGGGAUCCCAGUAGAUGGGGGUCGGAGAGAAUCAGCCGAGGGUCUAGUGAUCCCAGUAGAUGGGGGUCGGGGAGAAUCAGCCGGUGGUCAAGGGAUCCCAGUAGAUGGGGGUCGGGGAGAAUCAGCCGAGGGUCAAGGGAUCCCAGUAGAUGGGGGUCCGGGAGAAUCAGCCGAGUGUCUAGUGAUCCCAGUAGAUGGGAGUCGGGGAGAAUCAGCCGAGGGUCAAGGGAUCCCAGUAGAUGGGAGUCGGGGAGAAUCAGCCGAGGGUCUAGUGAUCCCAGUAGAUGGGGGUCGGAGAGAAUCAGCCGGUGGUCAAGGGAUCCCAGUAGAUGGGGGUCGGGGAGAAUCAGCCGGUGGUCAAGGGAUCCCAGUAGAUGGGGGUCGGGGAGAAUCAGCCGAGGGUCAAGGGAUCCCAGUAGAUGGGGGUCGGAGAGAAUCAGCCGAGGGUCAAGGGAUCCCAGGAGAUGGGGAUCGGAGAGAAUCAGCCGGUGGUCAAGGGAUUCCAGUAGAUGGGGAUCGGAGAGAAUCAGCCGGUGGUCAAGGGAUCCCAGUAGAUGGGGGUCGGGGAGAAUCAGCCGGUGGUCUAGGGAUCCCAGUAGAUGGGAAUCGGAGAGAAUCAGCCGGUGGUCAAGGGAUCCCAGUAGAUGGGGGUCGGAGAGAAUCAGCCGAGGGUCUAGUGAUCCCAGUAGAUGGGGGUCGGGGAGAAUCAGCCGGUGGUCAAGGGAUCCCAGUAGAUGGGGGUCGGGGAGAAUCAGCCGAGGGUCAAGGGAUCCCAGUAGAUGGGGGUCCGGGAGAAUCAGCCGAGUGUCUAGUGAUCCCAGUAGAUGGGAGUCGGGGAGAAUCAGCCGAGGGUCUAGUGAUCCCAGUAGAUUGGGGUCGGGGAGAAUCAGCCGGGGGUCAAGGGAUCCCAGUAGAUGGGGGUCGGAGAGAAUCAGACAAAGGUUUCGAGAUGCGAGCACCCGGGUGCCGUCAAGAAUCAGACUGGGGUCUCGAGAUGCCACGCUGUAUAUAA
Haliotis rufescens (red abalone) is the source of this 2250-nucleotide messenger RNA. RefSeq names its product ribosome-binding protein 1-like. The transcript has a single exon. Bases 1 to 2250 code for a protein of 749 amino acids. The record is from RefSeq and is a predicted model, not a curated record. NCBI's taxonomy places the organism in Eukaryota, Metazoa, Mollusca, Gastropoda, Lepetellida, Haliotidae.